Molecule: messenger RNA, 3820 nt
Organism: Larimichthys crocea (large yellow croaker)
Lineage: Eukaryota; Metazoa; Chordata; Actinopteri; Sciaenidae
Gene: fndc9
Product: fibronectin type III domain containing 9
Exons: 2
Coding region: 1619-2260 (213 amino acids)
Molecular function (GO): protein binding
Source: RefSeq, a predicted model, not a curated record
AGAGGAAAGACAGUUUAACUCAGAGCGAGCCACACAGUUUUCAGAUUCUAUGUUUUCAUUUGAGUAUAAUCACCUGAAAAUAAGAAGAGUUGAGUUUUUGAUACCCUAAAAUUAGCUUUUUAUAUCUACAGAUACAGCAGGUCCUCUUCCACGGAGUCUGCAUUUUGCAUUUUGCAUUUUGAGGCCACUGUAGUUUCUCCUAAGGGUGUUGCAAUCAGCAACUACACAACUAGAUGUCACUAAAUCUGACAGACUGGUCCUUUAAACAUUUUCUGUUUUAUUGUGAAGUAUGUUAGUUGUUAAAUAAAGUCCCCAAAUGGGACAGUCAAUGCAAGGGCAAUCCAUUCAAUAGUUGUUGAGACAUUUCACUAAAAUCAACAUAUCCAAAUGGUGGCGCUGGUAGAAGAGUUAGCUCCACUAAAGUCACUCGGGUUCAUCCUCUGGGUACCACAAAUGUCUGAAUGGUUCGAUCAGGUACAUGAUGAGAUAUUUCACUCAAUAAAUGAUUUUGACUUGCUGGGGGUUCCAUUAAAAAAGCACAAGAUCACCAAAGUCAUUAGGGGUCAUCCUCUGAGGACUGUGAAUGUCUGUACCAAAAUUUUAUGGCAAUUCAUCCAUGAAAUUUAGUAGCUUUUCAGAUAUUUUAGUCCGGAUUAGUGGAAGACUGGUGGAAGGAUAUUUCCAUCCCUAUAGUCACACAUGAUAACUCCCAAUAAAAAAAUAGGUUCAUCACCUUUAAUUUGAUGGAAACCUGUCUCAUAGAUUUUUAUGCAUUUUAUGUGCAAAGUUCAGAUUUCAGCCUCAGGGGGGCGCUAAAGGAAAGCUCAUGAGGUGUUAAAGAUGCAGAGGAUAGAUUUCACAGCAAUCUGCCUGUUAGAUUGUAAUAUGUUUUGUGAACAAGUGAAAAUUUUGCUUGAACGGAUCGCGUUUGUGUUGGGAUCAAGAGUAACAUGAUGAAUUAUCCUCUGGGGGCCACGAAUAUUCACAGUAAAUUUCAUGACAAUCUGGUCGGCAGUUGUAGAGAGACAAAGCUUGGACAGAUUGACUGAACAACAUUUCAGCUCCCCGCCAUAUGCUGCCACUAGAUUUUGAAGAUAGCAUGGGCCAACGUGCUGGUGAAGGGGAAAUUAAUGAUUGAUAUCAGCAUUAUUUUCUGUCGAUGAACUAGCAGGAGAUAAAAAAAAAAAAGGGGACAGAAAACUAUAUGAGAGCACAUUUAUAACCAUUAGAAUAAGUAUCUGUAUUAAUUGGAUGUUGAGCUGCUUCUACACUCUUUUCUAAACAUCCAGUAAAAUUCAGCUCCCUCUCUCUCUCCCUGUCAGCAGAGAGUUGAAGCUGCUGCUGCUCGCUCUAAUCCAGCAGCACUCCCACUACUGUGGCAGCAUCAAAGACGAGAACACAACAAUCUCCGGUCCACUCUUGAGGUUGAAAACCUACCCGGUUGUCAGAGCUCUAGAUGUAACAGUGGGGAUGCUAAAAAGACUGAAUAACAGGACCUCGGGAUAGUCCAACACCUCAGGCAAGACAGAUUGGUAUGUCGAACACGUGCUCGCAGGGCUUUUCUGCUUGUUUUUCUACUGUGAGACUGUAAAAACUGAGGAGUCACAACUGUUGCAUCAUGGGGAUUGUGGUCUACAACAUCUCCACCACCUCAGCCAGAGUGAGCUGGCCGUCGACGCCCGGCUGCCUCGACACUUUCUACAGCGUCAUGUACGACCCAAACUGGAACAGCCUCCUGAUGGGCUACAAACGCAAGAGUUUCAUGCACGAGGAGCGAAUCCCCGUCAGUCAGACCAACACACACCUGGCUAACCUGCUCCCCCAGACUGCCUACUUCCUGUGUGUGACGUGCCAGGCAGCCAAUCCGGUGCGGGACCAGUGCCAGGUGUUCAGCACUCUGAGCGACAACAGCGAAGGUCACGACAGAGCCGGCUGGGAGCUCGCCAUGGGCGUCUGGCUGACCUGCUGCAUCUUGCUCCUGGUCAUCGCUGGCAUCCUGUUGUGGGGUUGUCUCCACACCAUCUGCUCCAUCCCCAGUCAGGCCGCGGACGGCUGCCAUGUGGCGGCGAACAACUCCGCCUGCCAAGACAUGCCUGGAUCCGGACGCCUCUACAGUCCCAGAAGCAGCAGCGAGGACAGCUCCAAACAUGCCGCCGUCAUACAACGCCCCCUCCUCCCGACGCAGACCACCGGCCACGUAAUUACCCAGGACCACGAGCUGAGGACGCUCGCUAAGCUGUCUGGCACAGAGCCAUCAUGAAUCAACAGGAUCGAGGUCAUCACAGCAUCGUUCUGCCUGGACUGAACUGUCACCAAGUAUUAUCCACUGAUGAAAUCCUAUAGAGUCUCAGAGGUGUCAAAAAUGAAUCAUUUCUAACAUAACCUGCCCUCAAUUCACUAAUUUGUGCUCCUGGUUGAGUAAUUCAUGCUCUGUCUGUGUCUGUCUCGGGUGGAUAACAUCAGCUAAUUCAUCCAGACUCCUGAUCUGGCUGCUAAAUUGGCGAUGCAAGGCAGAGGCCAACUAGCUGACUAACCAAAGCUAAACUGGGGUUAGCCAGUUGGCUGUGGCUUCAUCUUGUUGACUGAUGAGAUAAGGAAUAAUAGGAUGACGCUCGCUCCCCCCUGUGAUUUUGCUUAAGGCAAUAAUUGAAUUUCAUAGAGCACAUUAUUAAAAAUCUGUGCGGUUCAGUUGGUAAAGUGAGUCUGUACCGCAUUACAAUAUCAUAUUUUAUGCAUUAUGAUUAUUAAUUAUCCUGGGCCAGGUCAGGGUGUAAUUAUCUGUCAUCCUGGGAUUUUCAACACAUCAGACAGAGAAGCUGAAAUACAGAAAUUCAAAGUUUAUCCAGUAAAAUCUUCUGGAUGAGGCCACAAACUCCUCCACAGUCAGACUGAAACUGAGACUAUCCAGGUGGAUUCAGGGACUAAACUCUGAUACUCUACCUGUUGUGUUCUGGCUUUGUUUAUUUCAUGUAUCCAGCUUUUAAAUCUAAAGUCUGGCUCGCUAUUUACGCUGCAAAAUAGUGACACGACGAAGUCUAGUUUGGUUUGUGUUUAAUGGUUUGAGAGAGAGAAAGCGAGCAGUGGUUGAGCGAGACAGACAGUGAAUGAGAGUGAGCGAGCGCCGCAUCGAUAAAGCUGGUUAAUACGGACACACCUACAGAUUAUACCCUCAGUUUGAAACAUUACUAAUAUUUACAGCUACUGCAACCGAGACAGUGAGAGCUCCGCUUGCAUCCAUCACUUUGUGCAUAAAACCAGAGCUUAACAGUGACGCAGCAAGACAGUCUGUGCCGCGCAGCCUACAGCUGUUUUUUCUUCUCUUCGGCAUGUCAGUGAGCAGACCGUCUGCAUGACUUUAACCAUUUACUGACAGCAAUUAACUUGUGUGUUGUGUUUUGAUAUUUCCGGGUGCCCUUUGGCUCUGCUACAGUCUUUCUGCAACCUCCACCUGCUGGUUAACAUGCCUGCAUAACCAGGUUACACUCUCAGAAUAGUGUCGUCUAAUUGUUGUUAACGUGUGCUUUGAUAUUAAACCGUGUGGAAGAGCUGUCUGGUUCAAACGUCUCCAACAGGACUGGACAUGCAGCAUCGUGUAACUGCUUUUGAUUUAUGACAGUCGGAUAUCGGAUUUCACGCAUAUCAGGCUUCAACAUCAUCUUCAUCUCACCGUCAGCGACACAGCGAGAGAUAGAGCUUCACUGCGCCGAAAACAAUAUCUAACUGAGAGCAAAGAUUAUUAAAUCGGGAGCACAUACUCAUUUUUUCCCUCCUUGACAGCUCCUAGGCCUGUAAAAUCCUAUUUUAAUUGAAGACAAAUAAA